Molecule: messenger RNA, 1767 nt
Organism: Uloborus diversus
Lineage: Eukaryota; Metazoa; Arthropoda; Arachnida; Araneae; Uloboridae
Gene: Ctu2
Product: cytoplasmic tRNA 2-thiolation protein 2-like
Exons: 14
Coding region: 455-1690 (411 amino acids)
Biological process (GO): tRNA wobble position uridine thiolation
Cellular component (GO): cytosol
Molecular function (GO): tRNA binding; sulfurtransferase activity
Source: RefSeq, a predicted model, not a curated record
UUUUAUCUUUCUGUCAGAGUACAUUCAAAAUAAUAUCUAUACAUUCAGAUUAUUUUGAUGGAUGGCUCGCAAGUGUACCAUUAUUCCCGUGAAAUGAUUUUUGAACUGUGGUGUUAAUCAUGGGGAUAUUUCGAUAAUUGGGAAUCUGACGCUCUUUCUUUAUAUUGGCGUCAAUUUUCGGCUUCAGCGCCUGCGCGAUAGGUAUUUUUCGUUGCUAAUCCAAACAAAGAGAACGGAAACAUCUAUUCACAUAGGGUUACUAUAAAUCAGCAGGGUUACCAAAAUAAAAUUAUUUACUCCAAAAAUAAUGCUACCGCGCCACAUUUCCAAUUAUCGAAAUAUCCCCCCUGGGGUGUAAUUUAAUUUGUGUGAUAGGCUUCCAGGCUUUCAUGUUGGUUAGCCUAGGCCGCAGUGAGUGAGUUUGAAUAAAUGUCCAUAUUUAGUCAACUUAGGUAUGUCGUGCUCUCAUUUCAAAUUCUUUUCAUUACAGGUCGCUCCAAUUUUGCAAGAAAUGUCUUGUUUUUUUGAGCAUUGCAAUCACAAAUUUAGGUCCACAAUUGGCAAAUCCAAACUGAUCAAGAAUGGUGAAAAAGUUUUACUUGGAUGUUCAGGUGGCAGGAAAUCAGCAGCACUUUUGUCCAUGACUCAACAGACUUUGGGAUCUUUAUCCUUGAAACAAAUAACUUUUAAGGCUGGAGUACUUCUUAUAAAUGAUGCUUUUCUUGUACCAGACAUUAAAGAUGAACAAGCGGAAAUACUUGCUAUAAUUGAUAUUCUUAAACAGUCUGGAAUUGAUAUUUUAUAUUCAUCUCUUGAAAUGGUGCUUAGAAUUAAUACACAAGAAGAGUUUUAUUGGUCAUCUGAAAACAUUAAUUCAAACACAAUGGAAAGUUGUCCAAUUUUAAGAAGGAAAAUUAUGGACAGUAUGUCAGAUUUAACGAUUUCUGCGAAAUUCGACUUUAUCAAACACUUAAGGAUGCUUUUAAUGACAGAAAUUGCCAGUCAUGCUGGUUAUAGCUAUUUGUUUGUUGGUGACUCUGCUACUAGUCUUGCUGGUGAAUUAUUGUGUGACAUUGCUCUUGGAAGAGGAUCUCAAAUUUCUCCUGACACGAGUUUUUAUGAUACUCGAUACAAGGUUCCUGUCUGCAGACCAAUUCGGGAAUUUUUGGACAAAGAAAUUGCUUUGUUUAAUCAUUUAAAAAAUACUCCAUAUAAAGUGUUACCUAAUCUUUUAACAAAGACAAAAUCCAAUGGUAGCAUUCAUCGGCUGACAGAAGCAUUCAUUACUAACUUGCAAGAAGACUUUCCAGCAACAAUAUUUACUAUUUUCAGAACUGGUGGCAAAUUGUUGGAAUUUCGUUCAACACAAGAAACAAAUACUUGUCUACUUUGCAAGUCAGAGCUUGAUAAUGUUGAACCUGAGGCCUGUUCUGCACUUGAAGCAUUAAGUCUGUCAGAUAGAAUCUCUCAACCACGUCAAUCAAAUCUUCAAUCUACAGGCAAUACAGAUAAAGAAAACUAUGAGGGAAGGAGUGAUUUUGUACUUUUGUGUCAUGGCUGUUCUAACUCUUUCAAAAAACUUAUUGCAAAGGAAAACUUUUAUCAUGUAAUAUCAAGGCAACCAGUGAAAAGAGAUAAAAUGAAGAAUGAAAUUAAAGAUUUUUUACUAGAUGAUGAAGAGGUUUCUUGAUACUUUUAUUUCAAUCAUGUACAUAAUAUAUUUACUUAUGUGUAAUUUUAUAUCUUAAUAAACAUAUUUUUUACUUA